Molecule: messenger RNA, 912 nt
Organism: Acanthosepion pharaonis
Lineage: Eukaryota; Metazoa; Mollusca; Cephalopoda; Sepiida; Sepiidae
Source: the annotation of a GenBank genome assembly
AUGUCUCAUCUGUGUCUCAAUUUUAGGCCCACUUUUUUUCUAUUUUCUACUUCAAUUUUUAUAAUUUUCCUACGUAUCCUUUUCUCUUUUUUUCUUCUUUUUUCUUCCUUUGUUUCUUCUGUAUUUCUUUCUUUCUUUCUUUCUUUCUUUCUUUCCUUCCUUCCUUCCUUCAUUCCUUCCUUCUUUCUUUCUCUCUUCAUAUUUAACUUUAUCUCUGUAUAUACUUUUUUCUAUUCUUUAAUUAAUUUAUUCUAUUUUUACUUCAUCCUUAAAAUCAUUUUCCAUAUCGCUUCUUUUUUCUCUCUCUCUCUCUCUCAUUCUCACAAUAUUUUCCUUUUUCUCAUUAUUUUUUUCUUUCUCUUUAUCUGUGCUUUAAUUUUACUCCCACUUUUUUUCUAUUUUCUACUUCAACAUUUCAUCUUUUUCUUCUUUCUUUCUUUACUACUGCUUUCUUCGUUUCCACCCUUCCAGCCUGCCUAUCUUCCUUCCUUCCUUAUUUCCUUCCUUACUUCCUUCCUUCCUUCUUCCAUUUAUUCAUUCCUUCCGUCAUUCCUUCUUCCCUUUCUUCCCUCUUCCUUCCUUCCUUCCUUCCUCCCUCCCUCCCUUCUUCCCUUCUUUCACUCUUCCCUUCCUUCCUUCCUUCCUUCCUUCCUUCCUUCCUUCCUUCCUUCCAUUUAUUCCUUCCUUCCUUCCUUCCUUCCUUCCUUCCUUUCAUUCUUUCUUUCUUUAUUCCUUCCUUCCUUCUUUUUUCUUUCUUUCUCUCUUUAUUUCUUUCUUUCUUUCUUGAUAUUUUACUUUUUCUCUUUUGUAAUACAUUUAAUCUUUCUUCUUCUAUAUAUUCUCUCUCUCUCUCUCUCUCUCUCUCUCUCUCUCAAUUUUCAUACAUUUUCUCUUCUCUUAUUACUUCCAUAA